AUGGAUCAUUGGAGCCCUGAGAAAGCAACCAUUUGGACUACUUUUGUAGGGCUUUACCUCAAAGGGAGCCCUUCCAGAAAUUCUCGAAGGCCAAGGACCAGCCCAGGCCUACGAGGGGGUUUGGAAAUAGUUUUCAACCAGCAAUAGACGCGCCUCGGUUAGAA
Molecule: messenger RNA, 164 nt
Organism: Theobroma cacao (cacao)
Lineage: Eukaryota; Viridiplantae; Streptophyta; Magnoliopsida; Malvales; Malvaceae
Product: syntaxin KNOLLE-like protein
Source: RefSeq, a predicted model, not a curated record